AUGCCUUUAACAAUCGACACCGUCGCCGUGUUCCUCCGCGGGACCAUCCUCAACCCAGCCCUCGUCGCCGCGGUAGCAGGAGUAGCAACGCUAUCUCUAGACCAAACCGCCCUCACUUCGUACAACGUACCCGUCACCCUCCCCCAACUCCAACUCGCCUCCUGCGCCCUCGCGGCCGCUGGCCUGGCCCUCCGGCUCCACGAGUACCUCACCCGCUGGACCGCCAACAACUGGACGACGGACACAACAUGGGACUGGUCCAAAGAAAUCGUCGUCGUCACGGGCGCCAGCGGUGAAAUCGGCAUCGGCGCGGGCGUGGUGCGCGAUCUCCUCGCGCGGAACCCGCACACGACGAUCGUCGUGGUGGACUAUGCUCCCCUGGCAUGGCAACCUAGCCCAGGGACGGGGAAGAAUCUGCAUUAUUACCAGUGCGACUUGAGCGACAAGGAAAACAUCCGCUCCCUUUGCCAACGCAUCCGCGCCGAGGUAGGGAACCCGACGGUGCUGGUGAAUAACGCCGGGCUCGGCCGCGGGCGCACCGUCAUGGAGGGGACGUAUGCCGACGUGGAGCUGACAAUUAAUACCAACUUGCUGGCGCCGUUUUUGUUGACCAAGGAGUUUCUUCCGCAUAUGGUGAGGGAGAAUCAUGGACACAUUGUGAAUGUGAGCUCGAUGAGUUCUGUGAUGCCGCCUGCGCAGAUUGCGGAUUAUGCGGCGACAAAGGCUGGAUUGGCGGCUCUUCAUGAGAGUCUUCAGCUGGAACUGAAAUACAUCCACAACGCGCCCAAAGUCCGGCUGACGCUGGGCCUCCUGAGCUUCAUCAAGACGGCCAUGUUCAAGGGUGAGACGGGACAGUCGGCGUUUGUGUUUCCGUUGCUUGAGCCGGAUACUGUUGCGAGGGCUUUUACGGAUACGUUGUAUAGCGGGCUCGGGAGGGUGAUUUACCUGCCGGGUAUCAUGCGGUACAUUGCCAUGUUGAGGAGUUCUCCCGAGUGGUUUUGGAGGAUCGCGAGGGAGAGUACUGCGGGUCUCAAGGUGGACUUUAAGGGGUAUCAAAAGGUUGAUAGCAAGACUGGGAAGUUGGAGGUUAUGGAUGGUAAGAAGUAG
Colletotrichum phormii is the source of this 1107-nucleotide messenger RNA. RefSeq names its product short-chain dehydrogenase. The record is from RefSeq and is a predicted model, not a curated record. NCBI's taxonomy places the organism in Eukaryota, Fungi, Ascomycota, Sordariomycetes, Glomerellales, Glomerellaceae. Gene Ontology annotation, molecular function: oxidoreductase activity, acting on the CH-OH group of donors, NAD or NADP as acceptor. The transcript has 3 exons. Bases 1 to 1107 code for a protein of 368 amino acids.